GACCAGAUUUACUUGGGACCAAGCUGUGAGGUGUUGGCACAAGCAGAGGAGCCGUCACACACGUAUGAAAUCAGCGCAGACGCGUAGCAAUAUUGUACAGUAGCGUAACCUCGUAGACAGCGCUGUGCAUCACGGCUCGGUACCGGGACCUUUUCUCGUUUGCGGAGUACGGCAUCGCAGGCAGCAAAUGUUUCCGGUCAAACAACACUGGCUUUGCAAAGCCUUAGGUUGUUAUGAUUGCUGUAUCCGGUGCAUUGGGGCAGUGCCCUACCCUUCCCUGGUGGCCACCUUGCUGUGCUACGCAGGCGUGGCCUUGUUUUGUGGCUGCGGGCACGAGGCGCUGGCCCAGACGGAGGUGCUGGUCGAGACUUACUUUGCCCGUGACCCUCAGGACUUUGAUGUCAUGGCAUCUUUUAUCAAAUACUUCCAGUUCGUGAUCUAUGGCCUGGCAUCGUUUUUCUUCCUCUACGGUAUCCUGCUGCUGGCUGAGGGGUUCUACACCACAAGCGCGGUCAAGCAAACCUUCGGGGAGUUCAGGAGCACCCAGUGUGGCCGCUGCCUCAGCUUGACGUUCAUUAUAGUAACGUACAUCUUGGCCUUCAUCUGGCUGGCGGUGUUUGCCUUCAGCGCUAUCCCCGUCUUCUUCCUGUUCAACAUGGAGCACACCUGCCACAGCAUCAACAUCCUGGCAGAAACCACCCCCAGCAUUAAUCAGCACAGCUGGAUCUGCAUGGACGCCAGGCAGUACGGCCUGCUUCCUUGGGAUGCGGUGCCGGGCAAGUCCUGUGGCAUGACCUUGGCGUCUAUUUGCAAAACCAGCGAAUUCCACACCACCUAUGACUUGUACAUAGCCACAUUUGCAGGGGCUGGAGUCACUCUCCUGGCGCUGAUUCUGUAUCUGAUCCCCACCACCUACAACUACGCAGUCUUGCGGUUCCUGGGCAGAAAAGGAAUUCGCUAAGUGCUUCAAGAUAACAGACAAACGUCUCCCUUCACCGUUACGUGUGAACAACAGACAGCGAGAUGAAGAUAAUUCACCCGCAGUAAUGAGCCCCAGCCUGCUCCACAAGCCGUCCUCUCAGAUGAUUCUCUUAGCUUUGUUGUUCAUUUUCUUUCUCUCUGCCCUCUCUUUCUCUUUUUCUCUCUCCUUUAAUUCGCUCUGUGAGGCUUCGCUGGAGCUGAUUGUGAUGUAUGAGGUUUCAUGAAUAAUUAAGAGCAAUGACAGCUUUGCUUUGCAAGUCAUAACUGUGUGUGUACGUGUGUGUGUGUGUGUGUGUGUGUCCUGUUCAGUGUUUACUGGUGCAGGUAUCGGUUUUGAAUAUGAUUUUUUGCUGCUGCCUUAUCGUCCCCACCUCGGCAUCAGGAGUCUAAAGCAAGUGAAGCUGAAUGUACCAUGGGUUUCUCUUGGAGCUUCUCACUUCAAAAUAAAUCUGCUGUGCCUUAUCCCCCCCCCCCCCCCUCCCCCCACCACCUUUCUGUUAAAUGUGAGGAAUUGUCUUCAUGAUACCUAAAAUAAGCAACAGAGAGGUCAAAAUGAAAAUAACUGCUCGGCAGCUGACACGCGCUGUGUGUGCUCAUUUGUAGUUAAGGCUAAUGAAAUGAUUUGAUCUUUGAAUUUAUUUUAAUCAUAUAAUGUAUGUGGCAUUAAAGUACUUUCUGCUGA
Messenger RNA from Fundulus heteroclitus (mummichog), 1663 nucleotides. It is a transcript of the gene plp1b, whose product is annotated as proteolipid protein 1b. Gene Ontology annotation, cellular component: plasma membrane; myelin sheath. Gene Ontology annotation, molecular function: structural constituent of myelin sheath. The transcript has 8 exons. Gene Ontology annotation, biological process: central nervous system myelination; axon development. Bases 188 to 961 code for a protein of 257 amino acids. The record is from RefSeq and is a predicted model, not a curated record. Lineage: Eukaryota; Metazoa; Chordata; Actinopteri; Cyprinodontiformes; Fundulidae.